AUGUCAGACGUACGCCUGUCCAACGCCAGCCCGACCCUGGAGAGGACCGAUCCCCGGGUAGCAGAGCACCCCAAGCCUUCCGCCUGCAGGAACCUCUUCGGGACCUCCGUGGACCACGAAGAGCUCCACCGGGAUUUAAAAGUGCACUUGCGGGAAUUGGAGGCAGACGCGUCGGACAAGUGGAGCUUCGACUUCGCCAACGACGCACCGAUUCUCGCGAAUACUCGGAUAACCUGGGAGCUGGUGGAUUGUAGGACCGUGCCUGAUUUUUACACCCGGCAGCCGCACCCUGUGUUGUUGGGAGUACGGCCGAGGACAAGGACUGCGCAGGGGCGAGGAAAAGACACGCGUGCCAUGAACAUUCGGCCCAAAGCAAGAGGUCACACGGCGGCAGCGAGAGCCACUCUGCAGAGCGCACUCCCAGAAAGAGCAGCCCCACACGGCAGACGUAAGACUGGCCGCCGGGAGGAGGACCACAGCACCACAAACAUAUCAUCUCCCGAAGACGGAGGACGCUGUUGA
Messenger RNA from Knipowitschia caucasica, 522 nucleotides. NCBI's taxonomy places the organism in Eukaryota, Metazoa, Chordata, Actinopteri, Gobiiformes, Gobiidae. The record is from the annotation of a GenBank genome assembly.